Molecule: messenger RNA, 1362 nt
Organism: Tribolium castaneum (red flour beetle)
Lineage: Eukaryota; Metazoa; Arthropoda; Insecta; Coleoptera; Tenebrionidae
Gene: Csp6
Product: chemosensory protein 6
Exons: 3
Coding region: 142-864 (240 amino acids)
Source: RefSeq, a predicted model, not a curated record
CCUGUUGGCUUCGCCGAAAGAAGUAGCGACCUCGCUCUCCUCACACUGUACAAGUUUCUUGCAGGAGACGAUUUGGAAUCAGUAGUGUGCACCGAACCACUCGAGCAAUUCCAUUAGAAAGACCAGUGUCGGGGUGUCAUCAUGAUCCCUCUAAUUGCCAUUGCCGGAAUACUCGCAGUGUCAGCAGCUCCUGCUGAAUUCUACGAGAGCAGAUACGACCACCUCGAUGUCGAAAGCAUCCUCAACAACCGAAGAAUGGUCAACUACUACGCCGCUUGCCUGCUGUCUAAAGGACCUUGUCCGCCACAAGGGGUGGACCUCAAAAGGGUGCUCCCAGAGGCUCUCCAGACCAACUGCGCCAAAUGCACCGAAAAGCAGCGGACAGCAGCCUACCGCUCCAUCAAGCGCCUGAAAAAAGAAUAUCCGAAGAUCUGGGAGCAGUUGCGCGCAGUUUGGGACCCCGAUGAUGUCUUCAUCCGUAAAUUUGAAACCAGUUUUGAAUCUGGAAAACCUUCUGGUGUUAUUAGUACCAACACUUCUCCUCCAAGUCCAAUUCUGUCAAAUCGUUUUGGAGAGAACGAAGAAGCGGACGCUGCUAGCAACGUCAUCUCUUCGACACCCCUUCCCCCCACCACUAGCACUACUACUCGCACUACUCUAACCACUAAAUUUACUACUAAACCUAGUACUAAACCUACUAACAAACCUGUUGUUGUAACAAAACCGCCACAAGCGCCACCGUUUGCGACCGUUGGGGCUAAUCUGCAAGCCACGGUCACAUUCAUGGCGGCACUAAAAAACAUUGUUAUCCAGUUGUGCCAACACAAACUGGAGGUUAUUAACAGCAUACUAUCUGGGAGAUAAGACUUCUAAGCUUAACACUGAAGAGUGAGAAGAAGGAUGUCCUUUGUUGUCUGUUAUUCUGUCAUUGUCUCAUUAGCUAGGACUAUUAGAGUCAUGCCAUUUCAACCGUCAUCUUUCAGAUAGACUGAUUUUUUAAUAGGGGUCUGAAUUGGCUGUGUCAAAUGAAGACGUUACUUAGUCAAGGUUUUGACUCCAUGGCCGCCAUUUAAAUUUAAUUCGAAAGUCAAAGAUUCAGUUAUCAGGUUAUCUAGUCGUACCCAUAAUUGGCUUAUUGCACAAAAAUGCAAACCAAGGUCUAAUAACGCAUCCAAAUCCUAAUAAAGCUUUUGUGAAACUAACAAAAUCUAAAUUGCCCCCAAAAAUUAUUUAUUUAUGAAGCCUGAUACUCAGUUUUGCGAAAAACCGAUCUAACUCUUAAGUCAUGUGAUAUUCUUUAAUGUAAUGUUAAUUUUAGCAGUAAAUUGUAUAGUUAUUAGUGAAAUAAAAAACAAAAUAUGA